Molecule: messenger RNA, 1233 nt
Organism: Oryctolagus cuniculus (rabbit)
Lineage: Eukaryota; Metazoa; Chordata; Mammalia; Lagomorpha; Leporidae
Gene: EVX1
Product: even-skipped homeobox 1
Biological process (GO): regulation of transcription by RNA polymerase II
Cellular component (GO): nucleus
Molecular function (GO): RNA polymerase II cis-regulatory region sequence-specific DNA binding; DNA-binding transcription factor activity, RNA polymerase II-specific
Source: RefSeq, marked inferred
AUGGAGAGCCGCAAGGACAUGGUUAUGUUUCUGGAUGGGGGUCAGCUUGGCACUCUGGUUGGCAAGAGAGUCUCCAGUUUGUCGGAAGCCGUGGGCAGCCCGCUGCCCGAGCCACCGGAGAAGAUGGUGCCCCGCGGUUGCCUGAGCCCGCGGGCGGGCUCUGCGGCCGCCCGGGAGCGCGGCGGGGGAGGCCCGGAGGAGGAGCCGGUCGACGGACUAGGAGGCUGCGCGGCGGGGCAGGGCGCCGAGCCGCGGGCAGCCGGGGCGGCCAUGCUCGGCCCGGGUCCCCCUGCCCCCUCCGCCGACAGCCUUUCUGGCCAGGGGCAACCCAGUAGCUCGGACACCGAGUCGGAUUUCUAUGAAGAAAUCGAGGUGAGCUGCACCCCAGACUGCGCCGCCGGGAGCGCCGAGUACCAGCACAGCAAAGGACCCGGCUCCGAGGCGUUGGCCGGCAGUCCCAACAGUAGCAACGAGGUCCCCAAGAGCAGCGGCGGCGGCGGCGGCGGCGGCUCGCAAGGCUCCCUGGCCUGCAGCGCCAGUGACCAGAUGCGCCGUUACCGCACCGCCUUCACGCGGGAGCAGAUCGCACGGUUAGAGAAGGAGUUCUAUCGGGAGAACUACGUAUCGAGGCCCCGGCGCUGCGAGCUGGCGGCCGCGCUCAACCUGCCGGAAACCACCAUUAAGGUGUGGUUCCAGAACCGGCGCAUGAAAGACAAGCGGCAGCGCCUGGCCAUGACGUGGCCGCACCCGGCCGACCCCGCCUUCUACACGUACAUGAUGAGCCACGCGGCGGCCGCGGGCGGCCUGCCCUACCCCUUUCCGUCGCACCUGCCCCUGCCCUACUACUCGCCCGUGGGCCUGGGCGCCGCGUCCGCCGCCUCGGCCGCCGCCUCGCCCUUCAGCGGCCCGCUGCGCCCGCUCGACACGUUCCGCGUGCUCUCGCAGCCCUACCCGCGGCCCGAACUGCUGUGCGCCUUCCGCCACCCGCCGCUCUACCCGGGCCCGGCGCACGGACUGGGCGCGUCGGCCGGCGGCCCCUGCUCCUGCCUUGCCUGCCACGGCGGCCCGGCCAACGGGCUGGCGUCCCGGGCCGCCGCCGCCGCCGCCGCUUCGGACUUCACCUGUGCCUCCACCUCUCGCUCGGACUCUUUCCUCACCUUCGCGCCCUCGGCGCUCAGCAAGACCUCCUCUGUCGCGCUGGACCAGAGGGAGGAGGUGCCCCUCACCAGAUAA